Molecule: messenger RNA, 927 nt
Organism: Penicillium alfredii
Lineage: Eukaryota; Fungi; Ascomycota; Eurotiomycetes; Eurotiales; Aspergillaceae
Exons: 2
Coding region: 1-927 (308 amino acids)
Source: RefSeq, a predicted model, not a curated record
AUGUCUGAAAUCGAGGCAAUUGUACAGGCUACUCACGUUCUGUCAGGGCUGUCUGUUAUAAACAUUCAAGACCUGCUUCCAUACCAAAACAAAUUAGAGAAUACGCUGCGAAUCCUCGAGCGAAGCCUGGAAGCUAUUCAACGCCGGUCUUCGCAGCUCAGUGGCAGCGUCAAGCCUUCGCUCCGACCAUAUUCACCGACAUCCUCUCCUGAUCCUCAACCACCAUUUCAGCAUGGCAGCGACGAGCCUUCUCCCCGGCCAUCUUCUUCUUCCCAACCCUCGACACCGCGCGCCGAUGAAAGGAACAGUUUGGUUUCUGACGAGAGCGAAAAUCUUGGUUCGGACGCUCGAAGUCUAUUACAGGCGCUAGGUGAUUCCAAGCGGUCCAAAAAGAUACUCGAUUACUUAUCUUCGGGCUCUGAUCCAAUAAAUGGAAGUCAGAAUGACUGGAUCCAGGAAGAUCCUCGGGUAAACGACAUCAAGUUCUGUUCAACUAACCGUUCGCUUGAUGCAAAGUUUCGACGUGGUCUAGGUCAACGGUCCCUGGCCAUAGAAUACGACGAAUGGGAGCAGAAGAUCUUCAACACUUCAAGGGUUUCCGAACUCUGUCGAGAUUUGUCUGCGGCCGACCAACACGAUGGCCAUAUCAACCAAUUUUUGAGAGAGAACACUCAUCGAUUCAAGGAUGAAAAGUCCGCAUCACACGGCAUCAGGCAUGGAAUCCGACUGCUUGUUUUUGAACGAACCUACGAACAUGUCGGAGUUUCGGCGAUCUUGAUAUUAGUAUACAGUCAGUUCAGGAGCGUGAAAUACAAAAACUACCUCUUGUUGAAGGAGUUGCUUCAGAAGGAUCAUUUAUGGGGCUCAUUGGCAAGCGGCAAGUCGUCAUGGUUCAGGCAAUGUGAGAAACAAUACGAAGACCUUUAG